AUGCAAAAAGGAUCCAAACAAUGCUAUACUGAGACGAGCGACCCUUCCAAACCCUAAUUGUCUGAUUCCAGUUCAGAGCUCCUUCCCGUAGCUCUGUGAUCCAUCCUCUUCCAAUGCUCGCAGCUGCUUGUUACUGAUCGCGAUGGCGCCCCGACUCGGAGGCGAUGUGCCGUUCAAAUUGUCAUUAGCAGGCUAUGGAGGGAAUCUCAGCGUGGUUAAUUUGCCGCCUGUUUGUCGAGACUCGCCGUUUAGCAAUCUCCCAGACCUCGUACUUCCUCCCCCUUUCCCCCCCGAGACACGAGAAAGUGCGCUGAGGAAAAUCGAAGAGCAAUAUCUCACUCCCUGCCUGGAUGAGGCAGCUAGUGAUGUUGCGCUCUGCGGAAAGCAAUGGGAUUUUGACUGGUUCGGUGAAGGUGUUCAAGAGCUGCAACCUUCAUUGCCUUGUCUGACAAUCGAGCCAGUCUGGGAACCACCCUACACACGUGGACAGGGCGAUGUCAGAAAUGGACAUGGAGUCGAGGACUGGAUACCAGAUUUUGAGCAAGUGCAAACUGAACAUGCAAACCUCAACUCACGAAAUUCUUCUUCAGUGCUACGAAAGCCAGGACAUCCUGAGGACUUUGUGAGAGGGACCACGAGUAACCAUCCCUUUCGACCAGGUGGUUUCGACCUUCCUCAAAGUUCAGGCAAGACUGUCCCUGCAGGGGCGUUGAAUGGGGAUUGGCUAAGAGAAGUACUUCAUGGCGGCCCUUUACAAAAAGUCGCUCCUGGUUUCAAGCAUGGCAUAGAUUUUGGAUUGCCAGAGCCAUAUAUUGUUCGACAAGGCUGGGAUGUAACAGCUGAAACUUCCAGAUCUGCAGAAGUCCAAGAAAGCUCCGUUUUUAAUCAUGAUGGAGGAGUCUCACGCUUUGACGAUCUAUUCAAAAAGAAUUGGGAGCAGAAUGAUGCUCCAGCUGAAAGCGACGAAGAAGUGCAAGAACUCGACAAGGAAGCUAGUGCAGUAUAUCUGGAUGCCCAAACUGAGAAUGGGCACCAGGCUAUGCGGUAUGAAGAAGUGCUAUUAGACGAAAUUCUGGGAGAUCCCAAAGUUGUAAUUAAAUCUGCAAAGGCCCACCUGAAAAUGUCACCAAACAGAGAGGUCUGGGCGGUGAUGGAGCCUGUUCCGAAUAUUUCUCAGCGCUUUGAAGAACUGGUGCCAGACCUUGCCCUCUCUUUCCCCUUCAAGCUUGACACCUUCCAGAAAGAGGCAAUUUAUCAUCUGGAAAGAAACGAGUCAGUAUUUGUAGCAGCACAUACAUCUGCUGGAAAAACCGUUGUUGCUGAAUACGCUUUUGCGUUGGCUGCUAAACAAUGUACACGAGCAGUCUAUACCUCUCCCAUAAAGACCAUCAGCAAUCAGAAGUUCCGAGAUUUUGGUGGAAAGUUCGAUGUGGGUCUGCUGACUGGAGAUGUUAGCUUGCGGCCUGAGGCGUCUUGUCUCAUUAUGACUACAGAGAUUUUGCGCUCCAUGUUGUAUAAGGGUGCAGAUAUUAUUCGAGACAUUGAGUGGGUGAUUUUUGACGAGGUACAUUACGUAAACGAUGUGGAGAGAGGUGUGGUGUGGGAGGAGGUGAUCAUUAUGCUGCCUCCUCACGUUAACUUGGUUCUGCUAUCUGCUACUGUACCAAACACGUUUGAGUUUGCAGAUUGGAUAGGCAGGACAAAAAGGAAACUAAUCUACGUAACAGGAACUAUGCAGAGACCGGUUCCAUUGGAGCACUGCAUAUAUUAUGGAGGGGAGUUGUAUAAAAUCUGUGAGCAAUCAACGUUCUUACCUGAAGGUAUUAAAGAGGCUCAGAAAGCUCAUCUUGCUAAAACAACUAAGCAGGCAUCUGCAGGCUCUAGUGUUGGAAGUGCUAGUCAAGGUCGUGGAGGGGGCACUCAUGGACGUGGGGGAGGUCCUGCUGGUCGUGGUGGCAGUAUGCCAGGAAGGGGAGGUGACAAUCAAGGAAAGGUUGGGGGUCGCAAGGGACCUACUUCAAAACAAGUUGCCCAGGGAGCAAUUCAAGCUGCUAUGCGUGGGGGUGGCACUGGUUGGAGGUCAGAAACCUCACAGUGGUACACACUCAUCAACAAUCUCAAUUCGAAGGGGCUUCUCCCUGUUGUGGUGUUCUGCUUUUCUAAAAACAGGUGUGAUCAGUCAGCUGAUAGUUUAAGUUCAAUUGAUCUUACUAUUCAGAGUGAGAAGAGUGAGAUAUACAUGUUCUGCCAGAAAGCAUUUUCUCGAUUGAAAGGGUCCGAUCGGCGACUACCUCAAGUUGUGCGUGUGCAAGAGCUGCUAAAGCGGGGUAUUGGUGUUCAUCAUGCUGGUCUAUUACCCAUAGUGAAAGAAGUUGUAGAAAUGCUCUUCUGUCGUGGUGUCAUCAAGGUCUUGUUCUCUACAGAAACGUUUGCUAUGGGUGUGAACGCUCCAGCUCGAACGGUUGCUUUUCAUAGUCUCCGAAAACAUGAUGGCAAGACAUUCCGGCAAAUCCUAUCUGGCGAGUAUACACAGAUGGCUGGGCGGGCUGGUCGGCGUGGUCUAGACAAGGUGGGCACCGUUGUAAUAAUGUGCUGGGAUGAUAUCCCGGAAGAAGGGGAUUUAAAGCGUCUAUUGACCGGAAGGCCAACUAAAUUGGAAUCCCAGUUUCGUCUUACAUAUAGCAUGAUACUUAACUUACUUCGUGUUGAAGAUCUUAAGGUGGAGGAUAUGCUGAAGCGGAGCUUUGCUGAAUUUCAUGCUCAACGUUCUCUUCCUGAGCAGCAACAACAGUUACUAGAACGAGAGGGCGCACUCUCAAAGAUGAACGUCCAAAUCAAUUGUAUACUUGGAGAACCUUCCAUAGAAGACUACUUCAGUGUUUAUUUGGAGUACGAUAAGUUAGGAGACAAGAUUCAAGAGGCUGUCAUGCAGUCUAGAGGAGGGCAACAAGCACUUGUUGCCGGACGAGUGGUCCUUGUUCGCAACUCUAUUGUACCCGUUCCCACUUUGGGAGUGAUUGUGAGAGCUGCUACAGGGAACACAAAAUUACCAAUUGUCUUGGCAAUUCAUAGGGCUCCGCUCCCUGCAACGAGAGGAAACCCUGGUCUAGCAGCUGUCACAAAAGCCACCAAUGAGCUUGCAAAAGCAGGAUACUUUAUCAGUAAAAAAGGGGGAGAUAAUGGUGAUGAUUUCUUUAUGGGCAUUGGUUCUCGUAAAGGGACUGGUGUCAUGAAAAUCUCUCUGCCUCAUUAUGGAACAGCUGCGGGAUUUGGUUAUGUGGUCAUGGAAGUCGAUAAUCAAGGAUUUCUUAGCUUAUGUAAAGCAAAGAUACGUGUUGAUUCUGCUCGGUUAUUGGAGGACAAUUCUCCUGCUGCAUACACGUCAACUAUGAAGGAGCUUCUUCAACUCGAGAAAGAAUAUCCUGGUCAAGAUCCUCCUGCAUUGGACCUUUUGAAAGAUUUGAAGUUCACCGACUUUGGAGUGGUGGAAGCCUACCGUAAACAGCAGGCUUUGCUUGAGAUCAUGGCACAAAACAAGUGUCAUAAAUGUCCUAAGCUUCAAGAACACUAUACUCUUGUGAAAAACCAGCACAUAUUGAAAGAGCGAGUCAGCCAGUUGAAGUACGAGCUUUCCGAUGCAGCACUCCAGCAAAUGCCUGAUUUUGGUAAAAGGAUAGAGGUGUUGCAAGCGGUGGAGUGCAUAGAUGCUGAACUCGUUGUGCAGCUCAAGGGACGGGUGGCUUGUGAACUCAACAGCUGUGACGAGCUGAUUGCUACAGAAUGUCUUUUCGACAAUCAAUUGGGUGAUUUGACCCCUGCGGAAGCUGUUGCACUUCUCUCCUCUUUGGUAUUUCAGCAAAAGGAUGCUAGUGAGCCUGUCUUGACAGAACGCUUGGAACAAGCUAGGGACAGGCUUUACCACACAGCUAUUAGGCUUGGAAACGUUCAGAAGAGCUUCGAUUUAUCACUUGACCCGGAAGACUAUGCACGUGCUAAUUUAAAAUUCGGACUCAUGGAAGUUGUCUAUGAAUGGGCCAAGGGGACCUCCUUUGCGGACAUUUGUGAAAUUACAAAUGUACCAGAAGGAUCUAUUGUGCGAACAAUUGUUAGGCUUGAUGAGACAUGUCGAGAGUUCAGAAAUGCAGCUCGACUCAUUGGAGAUUCUACCCUCUUCGAGAAGAUGGAGCAGGCGUCAAAUGCUAUUAAACGCGACAUUGUAUUUGCAGCGAGCCUGUACGUCACAGGUGUUCCUGUUAUAUAAUAUUUUCAGAAUUCAUCACUUUUCACACCA
This is a messenger RNA of Physcomitrium patens, 4291 nucleotides long. Its product is annotated as DExH-box ATP-dependent RNA helicase DExH11. Gene Ontology annotation, molecular function: RNA helicase activity; RNA binding; ATP binding. NCBI's taxonomy places the organism in Eukaryota, Viridiplantae, Streptophyta, Bryopsida, Funariales, Funariaceae. The record is from RefSeq and is a predicted model, not a curated record. Gene Ontology annotation, cellular component: Ski complex. Gene Ontology annotation, biological process: nuclear-transcribed mRNA catabolic process, 3'-5' exonucleolytic nonsense-mediated decay.